AUGAAUUUGGAUCCCAUUUGUCCAAGAUGUUUCAAAGCAGAUGAGACAAUAGAGCAUAUUCUAUUCCAGUGUAUACAUGCUAAAGAAGUUUGGGAACUCUCCAAUAUACCAAUUCAUUUAUUGCUUCCUGCAACUUUCACCAGCGAACAGUUCAUUGCCAUGUUAUUGGAUUCAAUAUACGAUAGUGAUAUCCCUUCAAUCACAAAACAAUUACCAUUUUGGAUACUUUGGCACAUUUGGAAGUCUCGGAAUAACUUUACAUUCAACUCCAUUCAAGAUAAACCAAUUACAGUACGAGCCAAAGGUGAUGUUGCAGAUUGGAAUAAUCAUAAUUCUCAAACAAACUAUCAUCAAACACAAUCAUCUCACAACUCCAAUCAAAAAUGGAACCGUCCUACUACAACUUCUUUAAAAUGUAACUACGAUGCAGCUUAUGAUCAUAUCACUUCAAAGGCAAAAGCAGGAUGGAUUCUCUGUGAUAAGAAUGGAAUAAGUAAUGGUUGGGGUGCUAUGGCUCUUGGGAUAACAACAUCUCCUUUAGAAGCUGAAGCAAAGGCGCUAUUAACGGCAUUGCAACAAAGGUGGAUAAGAGGAAUCAAUUGA
Molecule: messenger RNA, 603 nt
Organism: Camelina sativa (false flax)
Lineage: Eukaryota; Viridiplantae; Streptophyta; Magnoliopsida; Brassicales; Brassicaceae
Source: RefSeq, a predicted model, not a curated record